GUUCUAACAACUAGUGGAUGGAUUCCUCCAUACGAGACUCUGUAUCCUUCCCGGCCGUGAAGCUUUCCGCGGUCCAAGUCCAGAUCCGCUUCAUUCCAUACCCACUUCCACUUGUCAUCCAUCUCCUGGAGCUGCAGGUUCGUGCGAGGUGGAGCUGCUCCAGGAGACGACCAACGGGAGGAAAGAGAUAGGCCGGCUGCCGGUCGCGAGCAAAGCCGCCGGCUGGUCGCUCCCCUACUCGGCCAGAUCCGCUCCAUGCCCUUCCUUCGUUAAUGGGAAUGGUUUCUCAUCUGGCAUACAGAGAGCUGAGCUAGUGAUCAAUCUAGCAGGAGAUAUAAGAAUCAAUGGCACUAGCGAACAAGUUCGAACAGACAAGUGCGGCGACAAGGGAGUUUACGCUCGAGUCCUUGAAACAAAUUACAGAUAAUUUUUCUAAGAAGCACGUCAUUGGUCGUGGUGGUUAUGGAGUAGUUUACAAGGGAGUACUGGAAAAUGGCGAAAAGAUUGCUCUCAAAAAGCUCAAUUACGUGCCGGGGCUUGAUGACACACAAUUUAGGAAUGAAUUUAGUAACCUUAUGAGGGCCGAACAUCCAAAUAUUACCCGGCUGGUUGGCUACUGCUAUCACCAAGGACAUCAAGUCAUUGAGCACCAAGGUGGACAUAUUUUUGCCCUUGUGGUAGAAAGAGUUCUCUGCUUCGAAUACUUGCAGGGUGGAAGCCUUGACAAGCAAAUAUCAGAUGAAUCAUGCGGACUUGAUUGGGACACACGUUUCAAAAUUAUUAACGGAGUUUGCCUGGGUUUGCAUUAUCUUCAUAAUGGGUCCAAAGAUUGUAUUUACCAUCUUGACUUGAAGCCUGCUAAUAUACUGCUGGAUAAGGACAUGGUCCCGAAAAUUGGAGAUUUUGGCUUGUCAAGACUUUUCCCUUCAGCACAAACCAUUUUCACAAACAAAAAUAUAGGAACACCUGGAUACAUGCCACCAGAAUACAUUGACAAAUACGAAAUCACAUCAAAGUAUGAUGUAUUCAGUCUAGGUGUCAUAAUCAUACGGAUAAUGGCAGGAGAUGAGGGCUACUCCAAAAGUCUGGAUAUGUCACCGCAAGAAUUUCUUGAGCAUGUACAUGAAAACUGGAGAAAACGGCUGCAGGCAACAAUGUUGUCACAUACAUCAGAUCAAAUUGAGAUAUGCAUCAAAAUAGCAUUAAGGUGUGUGGAGGUUGAUCGUAUGAAAAGGCCAACCAUAGCGGAGAUUGUUGAUGAGCUAAACAAGCAUAUACAUAUAGCCGAUGGUGACGCAAAAAGGGGAAAAAUGACGAGCGCAGAGGAGACGAGUGAGGAUGUAUGCACGCCAAAGCUAACGCCAGUACCACUCACUCCACUCCAUGUCAACUCACAGCCAGCUCACACGGAGGAGCCAUACAUGCAGCCACAGCAUAUACAUACAGCUGAGGAGGACGCGAAAAGGGAAAAAGUGACGGUCGUUGAGAAGACGAGCGAGGAUGUAUGCACGCCAAAGCUAGCGUCAGUACCACUCACUCCACUCCAUGUCAACUCACGGCCGGCUCACACGGAGGAGCCAUACAUGCAGCCUCAGGUAUCCGAUCUCCAAAAUAAGCCUUUACGUCGGCCUUGGCUAUCAUCCUGGUGGCGCGACCAAAUUAUUACUAAGCUCAGUGACCUAGCUAGAUUACCAGUAAAAUCACUAGUGAUUGUAGGUGCAAUAGGAGUAGCAUUAGUUGUAGCACAAACAGUCAUAAGUUCAGUCCCCUACUUAGCACGACUAGUGCUAACCUCAGCUGACUUCUUCCUGUUGGGAUUAGGAGCGUAUGUCAUUCUGAAAGUACUCCUAGACGCCACCGACAUGAUUGAAGAAGUACUUAAUGAACCAGAUGGAAUAGACGAUAAUGCCCGCACACUCCUAAUGGGAUGCUUCUUAUUGGGUUCAGUUUUGCGUUUCCCGAACAUCCGCUUCGUAAUUGGUUUACUUGCCGGUUUGUGUUAUGGCGAGCACCAUUCUGGACUGCUAGCCUUCUUUUUCUUAUUGGGCUUAGUUGUGGGUUUCAUCCUCACAACACUCCCAACCGCCUACUUCAUAUUGGGUUUACUUGUGAGUUCCAUUCUUACGUAUUGGGUAGUUUCCAAAAUGGACUGACUUUUGAAGCGGAUGCUUGGCUGCAAGGGGAGGGCCGCAGCUCGCCUCAUUAGAGGCGGGAUGCAGCCGCGGCGCAUCCAUGAUCAAGAGAAUGACUAGAGCCUAGCCCAUCCGAGGAAUGUAUUGUCUUGCACUUUUAUUUCCUUCUCUGUUUUCUGUUUCUGCUGCAUCAGCUGUAAAGAUUUUGAAGCAGUUUAAAUAUCUGGCAAAUGUUGCCUGGCCUGUACUUUUAAUAGUGUAUAAUUUUGAGCAAUGCUGAAUGCAAACUUAUUAUUUUUUCA
This is a messenger RNA of Triticum urartu, 2434 nucleotides long. Its product is annotated as cysteine-rich receptor-like protein kinase 26. The record is from RefSeq and is a predicted model, not a curated record. Gene Ontology annotation, biological process: protein phosphorylation. Gene Ontology annotation, molecular function: protein kinase activity; ATP binding. NCBI's taxonomy places the organism in Eukaryota, Viridiplantae, Streptophyta, Magnoliopsida, Poales, Poaceae.